Elgaria multicarinata webbii is the source of this 1759-nucleotide messenger RNA. It is a transcript of the gene KCNIP4, whose product is annotated as potassium voltage-gated channel interacting protein 4. The coding region runs from base 138 to 785 and encodes 215 amino acids. The record is from RefSeq and is a predicted model, not a curated record. Gene Ontology annotation, molecular function: calcium ion binding; potassium channel regulator activity. Lineage: Eukaryota; Metazoa; Chordata; Lepidosauria; Squamata; Anguidae. Gene Ontology annotation, cellular component: voltage-gated potassium channel complex. The transcript has 8 exons. Gene Ontology annotation, biological process: regulation of potassium ion transmembrane transport.
UGUUACUUAGCUGUAGAAUUCUCCUGUAUUUAGUUUGCCACAGUUUGUUUGUUUUUAAUGCACGCUGUGACAAAGAAAUCCUGAAUACCAGAGUGUAGCAUGAGGAAUCAGCUCGUUUGGGGCUGACGUUUGUGAAGAUGGGGGCUGUGAUGGUGACCUUUUUCAUACUAAUGAAACAGAGGAACUACAGCAGAGACAGUGUAGAAGAUGAAAUGGAAAUGGCCACAGUGCGGCAUCAACCCGAAGCCCUUGAACUCCUGGAAGCACAAAGCAGAUUCACCAAGAAGGAACUUCAGAUCCUGUACAGAGGGUUCAAAAAUGAAUGUCCCAGUGGGAUUGUUAAUGAAGAGACCUUCAAAGAAAUUUACUCCCAGUUCUUCCCACAGGGAGAUUCUACAACAUAUGCACAUUUUCUGUUCAAUGCAUUUGACACAGAUCACAACGGAUGUGUGAGUUUUGAGGAUUUUGUAAUGGGCCUUUCAAUUUUGCUCCGGGGCACAGUGCAGGAAAAACUCAACUGGGCUUUUAAUUUAUAUGAUAUAAAUAAGGACGGCUAUAUCACUAAAGAGGAAAUGCUGGAUAUUAUGAAAGCUAUAUAUGAUAUGAUGGGGAAAUGUACUUAUCCUGUUCUUAAAGAUGAUGCUCCAAAACAACAUGUGGAAACCUUUUUCCAGAAAAUGGACAAGAAUAAGGAUGGUGUAGUUACCAUAGAUGAAUUCAUUGAAAGCUGCCAAAAAGAUGAAAACAUAAUGCGUUCCAUGCAACUCUUUGAAAAUGUGAUUUAACCUCAUGCAGUUCUCUCUUCAAUUAAUGGACAAUAUGAACAAUUCUGCAGCAACAAAUCCAUAAAGCUGUUGCCACUUUUACCAUAAAACAGGAUUGCUCAGCUUUACACUGAGAUGUGUAUAAUGCAAAUAAGCUUUGUUUAAUUAAAGCCUUCCUACUGAGACUGUAUUUUUCCACUAGUUCAGGUAAAACAGUCCUGUUCAACAAUGCUCUUGUAGUUGUUCUGAAAGCCUCAUUUGAUUCAGAGAUCAAUCCAAAGAAAACAACAAAAAUGAAUACUGCAUUAUUGCCAUCCCAACCUUGAAAGAAGAGGUCCUGGAGAGAUGGAAAAGGGCAGGAUAUGUAACUAAUUUUUAUUAAAUAGUUUCUAGAAUAUAAAACUGUGAUUUCAUGCCCCCUUUUUGUAUUAACGCCAUUUUACACUAUUCUCAGUGAUAGGUCAUUACAGCCAAUUAUACUUUGAGUACAACUGACUAUCCUAUGCAUAGCUGGGAUUUCUACGGGGAAGAGUACGGCUCUGUUCCAAGUCCCCUCACCACACACAAGACAUCACACCAGCCCAUUACUGAAAACAGGAAGCCUGAAUGCAUCUAAGCUGCCUCUCUGGAACUAGUGGUCCUUGACUGAGGGGAGCAGCUGGGCAAACAUAUAGGAGGCAUCUACAGGUCCUCUGCUACCCAUAAUGACAUGAGACACUGCGGAUUUGUCAAAUAUGCACAUGUGUGCGCAUAACUGUCAUGGGGCAGAGGGAGAACCAGAGGCCAUUAUACUAUACAGAGAUCCUGGUCAUGUGGGGAAGAAUUGUGCUCUCAGUAUCUUGAUGCAGUGACCGGCAAUUUAUUUAUUUUUAAAUUCCAUGAUCUACUCAUUUUAUAGAAAAAGUUCUUUUUAUAGUAUAAAGUUUAAAUGAAUGAAUGAAUUAAUAGUUGCCUAUGGCAAACAGCUUCUGUCCUCGACUACCAGUUGAAUUAAA